AUGGCCACUCACAAAGCCAAGGCUCAUCAUCUUGCAAAGGAACAUCAAUGUCCUGAUCCUGCCAGUUGUCAAGGUUGUAUUGAUAGCAGCCAGCGUCGUCCCAGAGGUCCAACCAAUGAUAACCAGAAGGUGGGCAAGUUCAAGUGUCAUCAUGAUGACUGCACCAAGAGCUACAUCAACGCGGACCCCCUGCUUCAGCAUUGUAAGAAGCAACACAAGUGUCCAAGCACUUAUGGAUCAUGUAUAAACAUUCGUGAAUACCGCAAUCAGAAGUAUCAUGCAUUACACGACGACACUCAAACAAUCGAGAGAUUCUUGGCCGAGGGAUUCCUCAGGUGUGAUCAUCCAGAAUGCAUCUACUUCUUCAAGACUGGUAACUCCAAACAAGAGCACAUGAUCCAACGACACCAGUGUUCCGAUCCACAUGGAUGCGAGGCAUGUGUCAAGCGCAACUUUCACAUCGACAAUGGCGACAAUGACGACGUUGGGGAGUAUAAACCCCAGGUCCAGCCCGAUGGAAGAAGAAUACGAUUACCUAGAAGGCUGCGCACGAUCAUCAGUGGUGAGCUGGUGAGUCCAAAGAAGUGGAUCACCAACACAAAGACAAACAACCCAACAGCCUUUGUCAAGCCCAAUCAAGUUGGAGUGUGGAACGAGAGCAUGUUCAAUCUGAUCAAAUGUCCACUUAUUGGAUGUGAGGAAUGUCCCGUCACCAUGAUCGUCCUGACGACAAUGAUGCACACCGAGUUGAUUGGUUGCUAG
Acytostelium subglobosum LB1 is the source of this 762-nucleotide messenger RNA. RefSeq lists its product as hypothetical. The record is from RefSeq and is a predicted model, not a curated record. NCBI's taxonomy places the organism in Eukaryota, Evosea, Eumycetozoa, Acytosteliales, Acytosteliaceae. The transcript is spliced from 2 exons. The coding region runs from base 1 to 762 and encodes 253 amino acids.